This is a messenger RNA of Recurvomyces mirabilis, 672 nucleotides long. RefSeq lists its product as uncharacterized. The coding region runs from base 1 to 672 and encodes 223 amino acids. The record is from RefSeq and is a predicted model, not a curated record. The transcript is spliced from 2 exons. NCBI's taxonomy places the organism in Eukaryota, Fungi, Ascomycota, Dothideomycetes, Mycosphaerellales, Teratosphaeriaceae. Gene Ontology annotation, biological process: translation. Gene Ontology annotation, cellular component: ribosome; mitochondrial large ribosomal subunit. Gene Ontology annotation, molecular function: structural constituent of ribosome.
AUGACGGCGAUCUACGACCCCACAACCGCCAAACGAACAGCAUGCACAGUACUUCAACUAGACAGAUGCCAAGUCACUGGCCACAAGCGAAGAGAUUCUCAUGGUUAUUGGGCCGUGCAAGUUGGAAGUGGGACGAAGGAAGCACGCAAUGUGUCUAGAGCGGAGAGGGGCAACUACGCUGCACAGGGCGUGCCUAUCAAACGACAUGUUGCGGAGUUCCGUGUGAAGGACGCCGAAGGCCUACCUGAGCUUGGAAGUAUUAUCACAGCAGAUCUGUUUCAGGAGGGGCAGUUCGUAGAUACCAGGGCAGUGUCGAGAGGUGGUAUGAAGCGAUGGGGCUGGGCCGGCCAACCGGCUUCGCACGGUAAUUCGCUCGCACAUCGUGUGAUGGGUUCAAGUGGUGGUGGACAGGGCAGUGGUUCCAGAGUGCAUCCUGGCAAGCAUAUGGCUGGACGUAUGGGAGGCGAGAUGCAUACAGUGCAGAGCCUGAAAGUUCUGCGAGUUGAUCGAGAGAAUGGCAUAGUUGUGGUGCACGGCGCAGUCCCAGGGCCCAAGAAGGGCAUUGUGAAGAUACAGGAUGCGGUGAAGAAGAGCUGGCCGGAAGUUGAGUUGGCGGUUGGUGUCUCGACGAUUGGAAGCACGGCUCAGAAGCUCGAGGCGGCACCUGCUUGA